AUGGGCGGCUGGUGGCAGGGCGGAGAGGCCGUCUUCACGGCCUUUGACGACGGCCGGCCCCUCGUGCAAGAGGUCACGAGCGGCGCGCCUUGGGUGUUGCCCUUGGAACAAGGGGGGAGCGUGGGGGGUGUCCUCCGCAGGAGCGAGGCAACUCGGGUCCUUGCUGAGAGACGCGCCGAGAGGGUCGCGCAGCGAGAAGCGGGGAGGGGGGGGCUCUUGGUCUGCAACGACCCCUUUUGCCGGCGGCCGGACUCGAGAGUUGCAUGCACCCAUCAAAAGACUCUCGAGCCUUGGGAGUGUCUCUCGGCAGCGGCCCCUGAUAUGGGCCACAGUCAUCGGAAGAUCGACACGGUCAUGAGCCGGGGUGGAGCGAGUGUCGCGAGCCUUUGCGAGCGGUGGGGAGACGAGGGUGUACGAGAGAGGGACGAGGCAAAGCAUUUUUGCGCCCCGCGACCCGUCGAUCCGUUAUCUCCGUGCGGACGGCCAUGGCAGUUGGAGAGCAGGAAAGGGGCUCUGACGACGGCGGGGGCACGCUACGCGGUCACCACCUAUCGAAGGGUUUGUCGGCUAGCACCAGGACGCGAGUCAGCUUGCUGCUCAAUAGCCUACGACGGCCAGGAGGACGGCAUCUUCAAUUUCUCCGGGACAAACCUCAUCUCCCACGGCCUUCUUUUGCGCAAUCACUUUGCCGCCUCCCUCGGAGCUGCGCACUCGCUCAACUUUGACGCCCACGACAUGGCCUCAAGGAGCCUCGAGGGGCCGGACGUUCCGAGGCUAGACGACCGCGUCUUCGACGCAGCGAUGCAAGCCUUCAACGAUUUGGCCGCCCGGCCUCGGAUCCAGCACGUGUGCGGCCGUCCCGAUUGCGCCCACCUCUAUACUUCGGAGGUGCGGGCCGCCGAGACGGAGGCGGAGGCGGCCGGCAUGCCUCUCCCGCCGGAGCGGACCGCGGGUUCUCCUCUCGACCUGUCGACCUACGCUUUCGGUCGCGACAAGGUUGUCACGUACGACGGGACGUUUUUUCCGAAUUCGAGCGCCAUGCGCGACAGCGCGGAGGCAACGCUCCACAGCGUUUGCGAGCCGGAUCCGGAAGCCCCUAGGGUUCCAGGGGGGUUCACUCCUCUGAGCGUUGGCGGAGUGCGCCCAUCCGACGUCCCUCUCAACGGCAUCGACUGCCCCUGGAAGUUCCGAAACGGGCUGCCGGAGUUGAGGCCGGCCGGAACAAACGCGCCUUUAAGGCCGGAGGAGUUCGUGGCCAUGCGCGAGGGGCUUCUACCAAACGUCGCCGCUCUGAUCGACCUCGUGACCAAGUCGGGGGCUUGUGCCGACCCCACCACGUGUGCCGUCUGCCAAGGAGUCCCGAGGCGGCCGUGGAUGCAAGCCUAUUUCAAGGACGGGCCCGUGGGGCCGACCGGCUGGUGCCCGACGCACUUCCAGCCAUACGGAGCUCUGUUGCACGCCCUCCUCAUUCCUCGGUACUCCUGGGUAUUUGCGCACGUGGUGGCGCUGAAGCUGCUGAGGCACGUGUUGCUCGAGGGCGCCAUUGACGAGCGCGGCCUUGCGUACCUCAUCAAUGACACUCCGAUGCUGGCCGCAGUCCUCCGACUCCAUCCAACCAAUGACGCGCCUCGCCAGUUUGGCUUCCCUUCGGCGCUGCGGCCUCUCGUGCGCGACAUCUAUGCGACGAACCUGAUGUGCUUUGAGCCGAGUGCCAACCGCCCUGGCGCCUCGGGUCGAUCCCCUCUGGCGGCCCUCCUUGACGCCACGGAGCACCUCUGGGCCCUUGAGCGCGAGAGACUCAGGUCGUUGGGCAAUUCUGGAGGCGUCGAGAUGCUCUACGCAGAAGAACGGGGCAUGGCGCGCAAAGGGGCCGCAAACUCUCUCUUGUUUGCUCUCGAGGUGCGGGAGCCCCAGUGCUACGACCAAGACGGCUUUCUCGGAGAGCCGUUGGCGCUCUAUAGGGAACGGGUCGAGCCCGUCUCCCUCUACGACUUCCAUCCGUUGCUGUACGGGCGGCCGCAGUUUACGGAUUGGGAGGACACUUCGGGUCGGAGGAGAAAGGGCUCCGAAGAGCGGCUUGCGCAGCACUGUGGGGCCCCCGCUCCUCGGUCGGCCAAGGGUCGUGCUGGAAUUUUCAUCGCGUGCUGUCAAGAUCGGGCGCCUCUCGGGUACCACUGGCUGAAGGGGGGCGAGUCGGUGUCGGACCUUGGCACUGUGCUCUUAACGCGGUUCCCGUUCAAGACGCUGCGGGGGCUCACGAUCAUGGAGGACGCUGCUUGCAACGCCCAGGAGUGGUUCCUUAACCGGGUGCCGCAAUUGGCAAAGUUCAUGUUUUUUGCGGUGGACCGCUUCCAUUCGGGGCCCGUGAGUUGCGCACCGGCAAGGGCAAAGCGCUACGCUACGCACACGUGCGCGCCCACGCUCUUCAUCGACUCCUUUCCGCAACACGGCCAAACGAUUUCGACGGCUUUGGAAGGCAUCAAUUCGGGGCUCAAGAGAUGUGCGGCCAGCCUUCAGCAGAUCACGAGCAUCAGGAGGUUGAUGAGCCGUGUGACCACCGUCCUCGACACAUUGUUCGAGCGGUCAAAGUACGCAGUUUAUUGGAACAAGGCCAGCAAUCCUUUGAGAGACUCGAUUAAGAGGAGGCGCUGUUGA
Molecule: messenger RNA, 2655 nt
Organism: Klebsormidium nitens
Lineage: Eukaryota; Viridiplantae; Streptophyta; Klebsormidiophyceae; Klebsormidiales; Klebsormidiaceae
Source: the annotation of a GenBank genome assembly